Molecule: messenger RNA, 3370 nt
Organism: Malurus melanocephalus (red-backed fairy wren)
Lineage: Eukaryota; Metazoa; Chordata; Aves; Passeriformes; Maluridae
Gene: SARAF
Product: store-operated calcium entry associated regulatory factor
Exons: 6
Coding region: 38-952 (304 amino acids)
Biological process (GO): regulation of store-operated calcium entry
Cellular component (GO): endoplasmic reticulum membrane
Source: RefSeq, a predicted model, not a curated record
CUUCCGCCGCGAGCGGCCGCCCCCGGGGUGAACGGUGAUGGGUGACGGCGCUGCUAUGGCGGCUUCUACCUUGUGUGUACUUCUCCUGCUCUGCGCCGCCGCGCGACCCGCUCUGGGCUGGGACCGACCAGGGAAGGUUCUGCUGCGGGAUGUUCAGGCGCUCACUCUCCACAGAGGGCAAUACACCACAUCCAGGCGAACAGCUGCGGUCCCUCAGCUGCAGUGCACAGGAGGCUCUGCCGGGUGUUCCCGUGUCCCUGAGGUUGUUCAGUGUUACAACAAAGGAUGGGAUGGCUAUGAUGUACAGUGGCAGUGCAAAGCAGACUUGGAAAAUGCCUACCGUUUUGGAAAAAUAGAAGUGAGCUGUGAAGGCUACGAUUACCCAGAUGACCCUUACAUCCUAAGAGGCUCCUGUAGUUUGCUGUUCAGGCUGGAGCUKACUGAGGAAGGUGAAAGAAGAGUGAAAAACUCCGGAAGCUUUGGCUCUAGCUAUUACCAGUCAAGGAAAGAUUAUUCUGAUUCUGGUUCUGGAGCAAUUGUUGUAAUUGUUCUUGUCAUUCUUGCUUUUGGAGCAUACAAGUUCUUUCUCGGCAACCAGCAGUCUCAGCAAAGUUCUGGGGACAGUGGUGGAUUCUCUCRGCCCUUCUGGCAGAGCCAGCAGGCACCUCCUCCUCCUGGCUUCAAGUCCACCUUCACAGAUGACAACAGCUUUGGAACUCAUUCCCAGCAUGGAACCAGUGCAAGAGCCGGAUUUUGGACUGGAUUAGGAACAGGAGGCUUGCUAGGCUACUUGGCAGGCAGUUACAGAGGGCAGCCACAUUCCCCAUAUCACAGUAUGUGGACAGAUCCUACAGCUGCACCUCCUAUGAAUAGGCACUCAAGGAAUUUCACAGGAGGCAGCAGUUCAGGAACAAGAACUGCAUCUGGCUUUGGGGGCACAAAACGAAGAUGAAAUCCUUGGCAUUAUUACAUCGGAGUGAUUGAACUAAAUCUUGUUGUUUACUUCUUUUAGUGAUAGUAUACUUCAGAAGUAGAUAUGAGGUAUGAAGGACUAGGCAAAGAAUUCCUCAUUUUCUCUGUGGACUCUCACAGGUGUUUGGGGUAUCACAGAUGCUGGAACAUCCACUCUUUCAAAUCAGCAGCUUCUCAUACAGGAGAAGCUCAUCCAAGUUAAGAAAAACGUUGUUACAGUGACCGUGUAUCUGUCUGUUCUUGAGGGAUUAUGGCAAUGAUAGCCUUACCAGAUUUUCGAAGCAUGUAGCUUACUACUCMUGUUCUGGGCUUAAUUUUAUUUGAUCCAGAAUUUCUGGUAUUUUUUUCCUCUUUCCUGGUAGUCCAGCAUCUACGUGAUACAUAAGAAGCGAUGUUCUUUGAAGCUACUUUUGUUUGUCUUGCAGAACAAAAGUAACUUUACUGUGAACUUUACUGUAAGUGCARUCAGCUGCUCAGAUAAGUGUUGGAGUUCUUCGUCAGUGGACAAGAGAAAACUGUAUAUAAGGAGACUAACAUUAAUAUGUUUGUAUCUGUGCUGUGUGACUGUUGGGAGCUAAAAUAUACAGAUUCAUGGAUUCUCCAUGUUUUAGAGCUUAUCCAAGGUGACUGUGCAAACCUGGGCAAUUUUGUGUAUAACUUAUGUGGUAAAUUAAUAAGUAACCUGGAAAUUUGGACCUUUUUCUGGAAGACUGAGGUAAGUUAAAUUUAGAUGACUACACACAUUUUGCCUGCAUUGAGGCCACAGACUUUCCUUUUAAUGAUGGAUGUUGACAAUGCUAUGAAAACUUGUGAUGUGAAUGGUCUGUCCUGCUAGAUGACCUGUCCAGGGCACAGUAAACCAAAGGUGCUCAUUGCAGAAGGGAAGGGAAUGUUCUUAAUGCAAAGGUGGUAGAAUCUCUAGGACACAGCAGGCCUUGAUGGUAAGCAAAGAAAGGAAGUUGAGUAUCUAACGGGAUGUAAACUUUCCCAAAUGUGCUUUUUAAAAAUGAAGUGCUGUCAAAGAGUGAGAAGCAAAAAGGCCUUGCUUUGUUCUGUGAUGAUAUUUUGGGGUCUCUGUGCAGUGUCAUACAGUUUUUGGAUGACUUACUGUCUCCUGGGAGAGGCAUUGCUGAAUAAAAAGCAGAGAAAUUUGUCAGGGUUGUGGGGAGAGGGCAAGAGUGAAAAAUGGGUUGCUUGAUCACCAGCUCUUCUCCAGAGCCCAUCCUAACAGAGUGUAGAAGUGUGUGUGUGUGUCUGUGCACAGCUUGUGUAUGCUGGCAGCAGCCAGAGAAGCGUUAUCUUUCAGCCUUGUGGAAAUACUGUGUCUGGGAAUUSAUAUCAACUAUUGCAGCAAAAGCAAAGCACUGUUCAGCUGAUACACUUUGUAUCUUCACAAGGAUAUUCAGUACCUCUGGUUAGGAAAGUGACUUCUGCAUGACUCACUGAAAAGCAACUAUGUCCAUUCAGGAGUACGGAAGGAAUUAGCUCGUAUGGUAACACCCAAGUUCUCUGUAUGGCUUAAGCAACCAAAAGAGAGAAAACCAAAAAAGAGAAGAAAAAAAGCCAGUAACAAUGACAAAAAAAAUACAAGCGAACCAAACCAGCAAAACUCAGAAAUCUUUUUGAAAUUGACAGAAAAAGUGCUUAAUAAAAAAGUGCUUGURCUAAAAAGUGUUAUUUUGAAAGUAUCAAAUGAAAUUGAUAACUUGAGGGUAAAAUGGUAUUUUGCUUCUCAGAGCUGCCUAAGGCUUGGAGGAAAACAACUGUAUUAACAGCCUGCACUAUGAACCUAAAAAGGGAAAUGGCAAAGCCCUUACUGAUAGCCUACUAGAAAGCUCUACAUUUUUUGAGAAGUCUAUGGUAAAUCUCAUAUCUUUACAACAAAGUGUAGCAAAAUAAUAUAUUUUAAAUACGGAGUUUUUACUUCUAAGUAUAUUCAGGCUAAACUUGUCACAGUCAAUAUUUGCUUUACCAACUAAUUGCAUAACGAUGAAACUAGAUUUUUUUCUAAUUGGGUAAUUUGAAGACAAAGUUUGCUCUCACAUUACAAUGUUCGAUGAAACGUUUUGGACGAUGUUUUAAUUUGUAUUUAUAUAUUUGUAGUUUUUGCCUGAAAUGUGAUUUAAUACAUAAAUCUGAUGAAUUGCCAUAGUUUCUGGAUCUGUAGGAUGUUUUUGCUCUUCCUUUUCAUAAAGGCGUGAAAUAAGUGAAUAAGGAGUACUUUUGUCUUUAAAUCACUAUCUUGAGGACUGCAGGSAUGGCAUUGUCUUUUCUCAGAGUUGUCUGUCUCAUCAUCUACUUCCUGGGUUGUGUAAUACCAUCCUUUACCCYCAGAUGCAGAAUGGUUAAGCUGUGUGUUGUUUCAAUGAAAUAAAACAAAACAAAACAAUACUGGAAA